AUGGCAAACUCCAACGUCCCGCUAAACCCUACCUUCGUGGGUCACGUCGCGUCUACUCUGGAUGCUCUGGUCCUCUUCGAAGCUUGUCUCAGCGGUGCCCUACUACACGUUCCCAGACGGCCGCAUGACCGGGAAAGACAGGACCUGAUCAAAAGUGGAAAUGUCUUCAUCUACGAGGAACACUCUUCGGGUAUCAAGCGCUGGACUGAUGGCGUUGCCUGGAGUCCAAGUCGCAUUCUGGGAAAUUUCUUGAUUUACCGAGAGCUUGACAGGCCAUUCCCACCCGGCGAGAAGAAGCGCGCCAUGAAACGAAACAAGAAGACGACUGGUGUUACCAAGCCGAGUGAUGUUACAUCACGGCAGGGAAGUGUCAACGGUGCCGGCGCCAACAUGGGAGGCAUGGGCGAUGGGUCUGCCACCAGCAAGGACGCCGAGAGGGCCCUUAUAGGCUCCCUGGUCGACUCCUACCCAUUCAAGGAAAAUGGCCUCGUCAAGAAAACCAUCAGUGUCACCUACCAGGGCGUUCCGCACCACCUAGUCUCCUACUACAACGUGGAGGAUGUCACCGAAGGCAAGCUUCUGACACCUUCAAAAGACCACCAAUUAUCAACUAUAAUCCCAAGAGGCGAGCUUAUCAUGUCGCAAAACUUCAGAGCUCCAAUUGACGAGGUGGAGAUGGACGACCAACGAGGACCCCAUGGCGGCCUCUUCGCCCACAGCUACCCAGUGAAUGGCCACCAACAGGCUAUGUCACGCGCCAUGUCAGUGCCUUCUCUCCAUCACAUGGGCGGUAUAGGUGGCCCCCAUUUUGGGCAACCGUCCUAUAUGCCCUCAUACAUGAGCACCGUGCCUGGCUCCGUCAGCAGUGUUGGCUAUGGGCAGCCGCAGCACCAUGGCUACAGUUAUGACAGUCUCGGACGCGCGAGUAGAUAUGCCUCGAGUGCCAGUCUAGCACCCGACUUAUCUCGAAACUUGGCUUUAGAGCCCCAGCAUCAUCCCCGGCGCCAUUCAGCGGCGUACGAGCCCACAUCCGGUGCCGACAUGAGCCUCGCCGGCAGCCUACCUGCAGUUCCGGAUCCCACAAGGUCGAUGGGAGGCAAUUAUAUGACGUCGAUGCUCUACUCGCAGCAGCGAGUUCCUGAUAUGUCACCCCACGAGGCAUUCCCGACACAAUCUCCACGAAACGUCCAUACCGAUUCUGGCCUAGGCGGCGACAGGACUGCACAGGGAAUUCCAUUCGAUGGGCUCACCCGAGAUUGGAAUACCACGUUUGACCAGUUGGAAGACGAUCAGGGUCAAUACAUGUCUCAGGGAAAUUCGACAUGGCCCAGCGGGAGCAACACUAUGAGUAGGACCUGA
Messenger RNA from Colletotrichum truncatum, 1359 nucleotides. Lineage: Eukaryota; Fungi; Ascomycota; Sordariomycetes; Glomerellales; Glomerellaceae. The record is from RefSeq and is a predicted model, not a curated record.